Molecule: messenger RNA, 2684 nt
Organism: Frankliniella occidentalis (western flower thrips)
Lineage: Eukaryota; Metazoa; Arthropoda; Insecta; Thysanoptera; Thripidae
Product: membrane-associated guanylate kinase, WW and PDZ domain-containing protein 1-like
Exons: 10
Coding region: 22-2598 (858 amino acids)
Molecular function (GO): protein binding
Source: RefSeq, a predicted model, not a curated record
CACAGGGACGCCGUGGCCGCCAUGGCCCCGGGGCGCUUCCGGCGCCGCCUCAGCGACGACCACUCGGACGCUGGGGACCCCCAGGCGGGGUCGGCCGCGCCCGCCGAGCCCAGCAGCGGGAUGGGGACGGCGCCACGCUCCUGGCUGGGCGACGGCACGGGCUCCACGCGCGGCAGGCUGCCCUGGCUGUCGCCGCGGGAGAGGCGGCACCCCCUGCGCGACGUGCGCCUGUCCUGCUUCCGGAGCUACCUCCCGGGAUCCAUCGGAGCCUCCGCGGACGGGGACGUGACCUGCGGGGAGUCGGCCGCCGCGUCGCCCAGGACGCCGCGGACGCCGCGCCUGCACAUGCCGGGCACGCCCCGGGCCGACAAGGAGGACAGGGCCGGCAGCAGGGGGCUGUCGCUGUCCGUGCGCCGCUCGCCCGGCCGCGCCAGGGGCAGCAAGUCCAGCGAGAACGUGUACUUCGUGAGCCCGCCGCGACCGCAGCCCGGCCACGACGCGGCCGCCGACCAGCAGCAGCAGCCGCUGCAGCAGCAGGCCCCGCAGCAGCCGACGCCCAAGGCGAGCGGAGGGCACAACCUGAGCGCGAGGCUGCGAGCGCUGUCGGCGCGGUGCAUGGCGCUCGUGCACUCCAACAAGGCCAGCAUCACGUCGGCCAAGCGGCCCUCCUCGUCGCGGCCCUGCAAGCAGCGCUCCUUCUCCUCCGGCGCGCUGCCCGGGCUGCACGACUUCCAGCGGCGCCAGCUCAACCCGCUGUACCGGGACGAGCCCGAGGUGCACGACGACCAGCGCAGCCACGACGACGAGGUCACACCGCUGUCUCCGAGCCCCUCCAACGGCGCCCUGGACGGCGAAGAGGACUGCGACAGCGGCAUUCUGGUGAGCGAUGCGGCGAGCACGCCGUUGUCUAGCCUCCCGGGGUCCGGCGUUGGAGGUGGCGCCGGGGGUCCUGGGGGCCGCGGGUCGCUGCCGUGGGGCGGCGGGCAAGGGGCGCUGAGCGCCGCGACCGCGGCGGCCCGGGCACUGCGCUCCGCCUCCCUGGACCGCGAGCUCCUAGGUGGGAGCCCCCUUCUCGACCACGACGAGGACCCCGAUGACCUCGUCACAGUCAGCAGUCACGCCCGCCGAAGCCGCGCUUCCACCAAGUCCUCAUCGUCAUCGUCGGAGAUAAGCGAAAUCUUCUCACGCUUCCAGCGGCGACGCGUGGCAAGCACCGUGUCCCCAGCCAGCCCCAGGGUGACCUCCUCCUCAUCUCGUCCGCCAUCUCCGCCUCUGCUGCCCGCGCCCCCACAGCGCGGAGGUGCGAGUCCCGGUGCCGGUCGGGGGACGCCGGGGGCGCCGUCUGGCCGCCGCCGGGAGUUCCACUUGGUGCGCCUGACCCGCGCCGCGCCCACCGAGGAGCUGGGCAUCUUCAUCGCCAAGAGCGAUGCCCCGGACCGCGGUGCCCAGGGCUACGUCGUCGCGCACGUUGUGCCCGGUGGCCUCGCACACAGGGACGGUCAGCUGCGCCUGGGCGACGAGCUGGUCGUGGUGAACGGGCGCCAGCUCCGCGGGCUGAGCAUGGCGGCGGCGCGGCAGCGGCUGCGGGCCGGGCCCACGCAGGUCGACAUCGUCAUCGCCCGCGAGCCCGGGCCCUGCCGGUGCGGGACCGCCGACGGCGCCGAGGGCCGGGACAGCGGGCUGGACACUUCCGGCUCCGGGGACAGCAUGACGGACAGCGGGCCCUGCUGCUCGUGCAAGGCCGUGGACCAGACACCCUCUCCCUCGCGCCGCACGCUCCCCGAGUCCAGCGUGGACUACGAGAACGUCGUGCUGAGGCCACGGGACCGAACACCGGCCUCGGCGACUUCCUUGGCGGAGACGACGUCGUCGUCGUCAUCAUCACCGAAGUCAGAUCAGCAUCAGCAGCCUUCCUCUACGCCGUCGUCGGCCACCUUCGGCGGGUCCGGGGCGCUUGCUCCGGGGCCGGGCGCGAGCGGCAGCCCGGGCCCGAGCCCUAGUCAGAGCCUCAGCACGAGCCCCGUGCCCGGGCGCCAGCAGCUGUUCCAGAAGCACGCCAAGUCCGCCAGGAGAUCGCUGGCGCUGGCCUCCCGCUCCAGCUCACCUCCGCUGGAGAACCACCUCGAGCCGCCGGGCGAGACGCAGCACCACAGCCUGAAGCGGCGCGCCCGACGGCAGGCACGCGGUGCCCACGGCCACGGCCUGCUCGGCGGCGGCGAGGGUGGCGGCGGCUGCGGCGCGCCUCCCUCCACCGAGUUCCGCGUCGAGCUGCGGAAGGGCCCCGGCUGCGGCGCGCUCGGCUUCACCGUGGUGGGCGGCGCCGACUCGCCGCGCGGCGCGCUGCCCAUCUUCGUGCGCUCCGUCCUGGAGGGCGGCCAGGCCGCGCACGACGGCCGCCUACAGCCAGGCGACGAGCUCCUGCUACUCAACGGGCAGCCGCUGCGAGGCUCUACACACGCCGAGGCCGUGGCGAUGUUCCGCGCCGUGCGCGCCGGGCCCGUCGUGCUGACCGUCUGCAGGAGGACGACCAAGAAGGCCCAGUCCUGCUCCGACCUGGUCGUGGGGGCGCAGUCCACGCAGCGAGAAGGGGACAGUUAGCGACGGCGGCCUCCGCUUUUUGUUGUCCCUCUCUCCCUCUUUUUCUUUCUCUGUGUGUCCCUUUUUCUCCCCACCCCUUCGCAACC